This is a messenger RNA of Strongylus vulgaris, 477 nucleotides long. NCBI's taxonomy places the organism in Eukaryota, Metazoa, Nematoda, Chromadorea, Rhabditida, Strongylidae. The record is from the annotation of a GenBank genome assembly.
AUGUUCGAGCGACAGGAACAGAUGUACUCACUACAGAAUCACAACUACAGUCAUCAGUAUCAGACCGAUCCAAGCACCACAGUUACCCAUACAACUAUAACAUAUUCUGAUGGUGAUACAAAUGAUGGAGCAGCUUUACCAGCAGCCAAAGAUUCCUCUCAGGCAGAGCACGAUAGUAAGCCGGAACGACUAGUUGUGCCAAACGCCAGUGUGCCAGUGCUAAGUCCCUUAUUUCUGCGCUGCAACCCACUGCAAAGAGCUGUAUUUGCUCGAGUAUCGCGAACGCAUUCGUUAACUCCAGUGGAAAGAGUAGAAGAUUGGAAAGCUGAGAAGGGUUACUCUGCUCAAUACCGGCUAGCACCAACGGCAGAAGUACCUGUGCAAUGCACAUUCACCAUGCAUGCCUUCCUUGCUCAAUUUGCUGCUGUCCAACACAUCAUAAAUACUCCAGUUCUUAACGUUUCCGCAUUUUGUUUA